CCUCUUCCGAGAAAGUGAAUCGGGUAAUCCCGCGAUGGCGUUUGCAGCGUCUGUGGCGUCUACACAUGAUAUAGGUGCAUUUGACCCCACUUCUAGCGCAUGUUAGAAAUAUACAGGUUCGUGCUUGCCGCCGAACACGGUCCGUCCACAGUUGCCAGUAAGCUUACCUACAGUGGUAGGCAGCUACCCCUGAAGUUCUUUCUAUCGAUAAAUUUACGAAGCUCUAGACCGCAGGUACUGUACAGCCCGAAUUCCAGCUUCGACUUCCCGUCGUCGAGCAACCGCUACUGUACUUUAUAAAUAACGUUUAUUGCCAAUAAUUCUCAGCCUUAACGGCGCUGAGUUCCCAAUUCAUCCCUCCCCCCCGCUACGUUACUCUUUAAAGACGUGACAAUUGGCCUGGCACAUCCACCUCAUAUCCGACAGCUCUCGCCAGCGGCUGAGAACCACACUAUUAGAAUUGGUUUCCCCUUUCUACUUCAACUUUCGAAUACGAGAUGGGAAGCAUAGAUAAGCAAUUGCCUUAUUGGCAUGUAAAUGUCCCCGAAAACGAGAGAACGGAGGAGUGCCCUGAAUAUCUUAGUACUUUGAGCGCCAAAGACAUCGGCAUCAUUGGCACUCCAGACUCCGAAUACCACGUCUCGACAUGGCUCGAAGUCCAGAAAAUCGUGACGGAGAACCGACUAGACACAUUUCGAAGAGUUCCAUCUGACCUUCGACGGUACCUAGAGUAUAUAUGGACGCUAAAGCGGGAUUACGGUAGUGUCAUGAAUUUCGUCCUAACUCAACGGCUACAUUGGGAAGCGCCGAUAAAGCCGAGAGGGAAACCCUUUGAGUUUGAAGACGAUGUCAAAAUCCUUUGGAACGAUUGGCCAUAUGGUAUUGAUAAGAGGAUAGUUCACCUUGUUGUCUGGACUAAGUUCGAUCUUGCUGAAGAUCCUGUCACCAGUGACCUCACGGACGAGGCUCGGGCCGAGAUCGACGGUUACGUUCGGAAGACUUUCGGAUCUAGGAUACCAAGUGAUCGCUAUAUCUGGUUCAAAAAUUGGAGGUCAUUGAAAUCUGUGCAUGCCGUAGAGCAUUUCCACGUGAUGCUCUUCGAUCCUGAUCCUAAAUUUGUCGACGAGAUCACUCACGGCGAUGUUCCUCAGUGUCGCAAAUUUUGA
Molecule: messenger RNA, 1166 nt
Organism: Hypoxylon trugodes
Lineage: Eukaryota; Fungi; Ascomycota; Sordariomycetes; Xylariales; Hypoxylaceae
Exons: 2
Coding region: 498-1166 (222 amino acids)
Biological process (GO): N-acetylglucosamine metabolic process
Cellular component (GO): cytoplasm
Source: RefSeq, a predicted model, not a curated record